Messenger RNA from Cercospora beticola, 1962 nucleotides. RefSeq lists its product as uncharacterized. The record is from RefSeq and is a predicted model, not a curated record. NCBI's taxonomy places the organism in Eukaryota, Fungi, Ascomycota, Dothideomycetes, Mycosphaerellales, Mycosphaerellaceae. Gene Ontology annotation, cellular component: cytosol. Gene Ontology annotation, molecular function: lyase activity; aldose reductase (NADPH) activity.
AUGCCACACUUCCAGCAAUCGCCUUCUACAACGUCACCCGCCGUCCCAGCCGGCGUUUGGUGUCCCGUCAUCUCAUUAUACAAAGACACACCUCGCCAAGAAAUCGACCUCGAAGCAAGCUACACAUACUUCUGCCACCUCAUCAAAGGCGGCGUAAAUGGCCUGGUGCUCCAAGGUUCCACAGCUGAGGCAGCUCUGCUAUCCCGAGAAGAAAGAAUAGAUAUCACUCGCACAGCUCGAAAAGCAGCAAUCGACCUCGGAGUCCCGGAUUUUCCUUUAGCUGCUGGAAUCAGCGGGCAAUCCACGAAUGAAUCAAUCCGACUCGCAGAAGAUGCAGCAGCUGCUGGAGCAGAUUUUGGACUUUUGCUACCUCCGAGUUAUUGGCCCAAGGUGAUAACGAACGAUGCGAUUGUAGAGUUUUAUCGCGAGGUGGCGGAUAACUCGAGGAUUCCGAUAAUCUGUUACAACUUUCCAGGCGUCACGUCAGGCAUUGACCUCAGUGUCGACAUUCUCUCGCAACUAGCGCCACAUCCCAAUAUCGUUGGCGUGAAGCUCACUUGUGCGAACGCUGGCAAAGUGACCUCACUUACUGCCAAGUUCAAGCCUUCGGAAUUCGCGGUCUUCUCUGGACAAUCGGAUUGGCUUCUUCCCUGUUUGAUCGGAGGCGGGAUUGGCUGUGUGACUGGUAUCGGCAAUGUAUUCCCAAAAUCGGUGUCGAAGCUUUACUCGCUAUGGCAAGAAGGUAAGAUCGAGGAAGCGAGAGAGCUCCAAGGGAAAGUCGCGCUGGCCGAAGGCGCUUGCAAGAAAGGUCUCUCGGCAACCAAAUUUGGCACAGCGUACUUCGCUGGUCCAGUAGCUGGUCUUUCGAGUCAUGCGUCUUUCAGUACAAGAAAGCCUUAUCAGCCAGCCGGAAAAGCACUGCAAGAGUCGACAAUCGUCACGAUGCAACCUUUGGCUGAGCUCGAGCAAUCUCUUCCCGAUGUGAUCUCUCGGCCUCCACCAGCUUCUAAGCUCAGCAAUGGAACGAAUGGGCAUUCUGUCGGGCAGGAAUCUGUUCGAAGCCAUUUUACACUCAACACAGGUGCUCAAAUCCCUGCUGUCGGGUUUGGUACCUGGAAAGCUGCACCUGGUGAUGCAGCAAAAGCUGUAAAAGAGGCGUUUGCAGCAGGAUAUCGCCAUUUCGACUGCGCGCCGCUGUACUUCAACGAAGCGGAAAUCGGUGAAGUAUUCAAGAGCGCGCCGAUCCCUCGAUCAGAAUUCUUCGUCACAACGAAGCUCUGGUCCUCGGACCAUCAACGCGUACAGCAAGCCUUAGACAAGUCUCUCCAAGAUCUUGGAUUGAACUAUGUCGAUCUCUACCUCAUGCACUGGCCUGUCACGCUGAGUCCAGACACAGGAGCAGAGUACGGCAAAGAAGAUCGAAAUGUCCAUGUCGAAGGCUGGGAUUUCCGAGAUACGUGGAGGGAGAUGGAGAAGCUGCUAGACACUGGCAAAGUCCGUGCGAUUGGUGUCGCGAACUUCUCGACCGUGAAUCUCGAAAAGCUCCUCCAAACAGCGAGGACCGUGCCAGCUGUUAACCAGACUGAGAUUCAACCUCUUCUACCUCAAGACAAGUUACACACGUUCUGUUCGUCGAAGGGUAUUCACCAAACAGCUUUCGGGCCCUUAGGUGGCACAGGGAGCACCUUGCACGAGGAGCCCGUCAUUGUCCAGAUUGCUGAGAAGAGAGGCGUCGCGACGGGCAAUGUAAUGCUUUCCUGGGGUAUUGCAAAGGGCUGGUCCGUGAUACCCAAGUCCAUCAGUCCGAAGCGAAUCGCUGCGAACCUAGAGGACAACUUUGUGCCAAGCCCAGCCGAGAUGCAGGCUAUCGAUGAGCUGGCAAGAAAACAAGGCAAGCGCUUUAACCGACCAGAUUGGGGAGCAAUCAUCUUUCAUGAUGAUGCCGAUGCAAAUGUAGCGUAG